Molecule: messenger RNA, 1248 nt
Organism: Vanrija pseudolonga
Lineage: Eukaryota; Fungi; Basidiomycota; Tremellomycetes; Trichosporonales; Trichosporonaceae
Gene: ERCC1
Product: DNA excision repair protein ERCC-1
Exons: 6
Coding region: 42-1232 (396 amino acids)
Biological process (GO): mitotic recombination; UV-damage excision repair
Cellular component (GO): nucleotide-excision repair factor 1 complex; ERCC4-ERCC1 complex; nucleus
Molecular function (GO): single-stranded DNA binding; damaged DNA binding
Source: RefSeq, a predicted model, not a curated record
UCUCCUCCUCUGCAUCACCACAACAACAAGCAUCGCUCACGAUGGACACAGAAGCAGGACCAUCAACGUCAACACCAGGCCCAAGCGCGCCGGGCUUCCAGUCCGCCUCCGCACUCCCCCGCUCAACCCACGUUCCCUCGCUCUCGUCGAACCGGAACGCCUCGGGCGGGCUCCCAGCGCCACCGAGGCCCGUCGCCGAGUCGAGCACGGCAGCGCAAGAUGCCUCUACUGCAGCGCCGUCCAAGCCAGUGAACCGGCCGUCACAGGGCAAGAAUGCGAUCGUGUACAACGCUGUCCAGCGGAGGAACCCCGUCCUCGGGCUGAUACGCAAUAUGAACCUCGAGAUCGGGGACAUCGUGGCCGAUUACCAGGUUGGCGCGCACAACGGUGUGCUGUUCUUGAGCCUCAAGUACCACCGUCUGCACCCCGAGUAUAUCCAUGGUCGGAUCGAGAAGAUGAAGAACGCGUACAGCAUGCGCAUUCUGCUGAUUCUGUGUGACAUUACGGAGCACCAGCAGUCGAUACGAGAGCUGUCCAAGCACGCCGUCAUCAACGAUCUCUCUGUCUUUGUUGCCUGGUCAAACGCCGAAGCCGCACAAUACCUCGCUACAUUCAAGGCCUACGAGCACAAGUCGGCCGACUCGCUCAAAGAGAAGGUCCACCAGACGUACCCCGCCCAGCUGGAGCACGUGCUCACGAGCGGGCGGAAGGUGAACAAGUCGAAUGCCGAGGCACUCGCGGCACAGUUUGGCGCCUUCGCAAACAUCGUACAACAGACGAACCAUACGCUCGGAGGUGUGAAGGGUCUCGGGCCCGUCAAAGUAGUGUCACUUCUCGACGCGUUCAACAAGCCGUUUGUUGCCGGGGGCCGGCGCAAGGCCGGAGCGGUUACUACUUCGGUAUCGACUGCACCCCAGGCUUCAGCGCCGUCGGACAUCGUCGAGACGGAGAAGCACGACGACGACGGCGAGGGCGGGUUCACGCCAGAACCCGAUCUUCGCGUUGUGGGCGAGACCGCAGCCGAGGCUCAAGGCAGCCCCGACUGGCCGGACCAGCCGGAAGACCCACCAACACCGCCAACUCCCACACGGCCACGAGAUACAGGCCCCAGCCGGUCCCCGUCUGUCGAGCCCGACCCGGAGCGGACAGCGACGGACACGGUGUGGGAUGACCCGUUGGCAGGUGAUAGUGAUGAGGACGAGGGACCAGCGGCGAAGCGGCAGCGCGUGUAGAUACAUGACAUUUCGU